UGUGUGUUUUUCGUUGAUCUGUUGCAGAGAGGACACGAAUGCAAGGCCACGCAUCGUUUGACUGUCGGCGUUCAUCUCAGAUUCGGUCCGUGCGUCAGCAAGAAGAGGUACAGACCGAAGUUCUGCGGUCACUGCGAGCUGCCCGGCUCCUACUGCAGACCUCUGUUAAGCACCACCGUGAAAGUCGACUUCGUCUGCGCCACUCCGACACCCGAUGAUACCGAAUCCGUGGACGACUUGCUCCCAGAAUUCCUCGAACCCGGCAGAGAUUUGUGGACGGAAGAGCAUCCGCCUGAAGACGGAAUAGUCGUGUCCACUUCUGUGCAAUGGGUACUGAAAUGCAGCUGCGAUACGAACGCACCGACAGCUUUGUUGCAUCGCGUCCACAGGACUGCAGCAUCGCCUUGAAGAAUACCAAAAGAAAGCGAAAAACAACAGCAACAACAAGAAAAUAUCAUAAAUAUAUAUACAAAUAUACAUAACACAUAUAUUCUAUUUUUGGUUAACAUAUAUAUCUAGUAGAUUCAAGGUUAUUGUAUUUAAAAAACAAACAAAGAAAGGAUAGAGUUAUUAUUGUAAGCGAAACGAUAAAAGAUCGUGCCUUUAUGUCUAAUUACAAACAAACAAACAAACAACAACGUUAAUCGCACACGUAUUUUUCUCUCCUAUUAAGUGUAGACGCAUUCAGUUCGAUCCAAAAUGAAAUAGUCUCGUGACGAUGAUGAUUUGUUGUGACUUCUAAAUGAGUUGAGGACCAAAUUUUUAGUAUAUAGUUUUUGUUUUGUUAGUUAGUUUUUUUUCUUCACUUUUUAAUCUAGAGAUCGACGCAUAUACAGGACGAAUGUUUAGUCAGAAUGUCUAGUCGUAAAUUGUAACCGAAACUGAUCGUUCCAAGUGUGCAUGUAAAUGUAGCAUUAUAGACACACCGUAAUAAUAAUACUAAUAAUACUAAUAAUAAAUUUGAAGAAGAAGAAAAAAAAACACUUGACGUUGACAGUUCAUGUACGUAACUACUGUAACCGUUUUCUUUCAAUAUAGUCGUAAUAGCGAAUAA
Messenger RNA from Nicrophorus vespilloides, 1054 nucleotides. Its product is annotated as protein CYR61-like. The transcript has a single exon. The record is from RefSeq and is a predicted model, not a curated record. Gene Ontology annotation, molecular function: heparin binding; integrin binding. Gene Ontology annotation, cellular component: extracellular matrix. Lineage: Eukaryota; Metazoa; Arthropoda; Insecta; Coleoptera; Silphidae. The annotation marks the transcript as partial. Gene Ontology annotation, biological process: cell adhesion; signal transduction.